This is a messenger RNA of Helobdella robusta, 1449 nucleotides long. RefSeq lists its product as hypothetical. The record is from RefSeq and is a predicted model, not a curated record. The annotation marks the transcript as partial. Gene Ontology annotation, biological process: regulation of mRNA processing; protein phosphorylation; spliceosomal complex assembly. NCBI's taxonomy places the organism in Eukaryota, Metazoa, Annelida, Clitellata, Rhynchobdellida, Glossiphoniidae. The transcript has 14 exons. Gene Ontology annotation, molecular function: protein kinase activity; ATP binding.
GAGGAUCAAGAAAAUGUUGAAGAAUAUUGCAAAGGGGGCUACCACUGCGUACGUAUAGGCAGCAUGUACAACGACCAGUACCGCAUCGUUCGAAAACUUGGCUGGGGUUACUUUUCCACGGUGUGGCUCUGCUGGGAUGUAAAAAAAAAAAGCUACGCAGCCCUCAAAGUCGUCAAAUCAGCAGUCGAGUUUUCGGAUGCUGCUAGAGACGAAAUUAAACUCCUUAAAGCGAUCCUUAACGCGGAUCCUUCUGAUCGAGGUCGCGAGAGAAUCAUUCGACUGUUCGACAGUUUCGAAAUCUAUGGACCACACGGAAAACAUUACUGCCUUGCCACUGAAGUGAUGGGUCCGAACUUGCUUCACCUCAUCGUCCAAUCAAAAUAUCGAGGACUGCCCAUUGCUAAUGUCAAAAUCAUAAUGUACCAGGUUCUGGAUGGCUUGAGGUAUUUGCAUGAGAAAUGCAAAAUCAUCCACACGGACUUGAAGCCUGAAAAUAUUUUGUUGGUACCACAACCAAGGUUUGUUUGGUAUGCAGCAGCCAAAAUCUUCACUACAAUGAACGAUCCAGCAAGCGUCAGUGCCUGUGAGUGGAUUCCUUACAUACAGACGCUAAAAUAUUUUCUCUUGUGUAAACAAAAGCUUAACAACAAAUCAAUAUAUGCAGACAGACUGGUUGAUUCAGACGACAUGACAGUACUGGAGAAGCUGAACACACUUCAUCACAUCAUCAAUCAUCCUCCUUGUUUAACUGGUGAUUCACAAUUCAACAACAACAACAACAACAACAACAUACUUAGCUCAGUCGGUAGAGUGCCACGUCAUGACCUGUCAUCGCGCAUUGACCUGGUUCGAAUAUACUGUCCGUUCGAAACACAAAUGACUAUCAUACGCCAUGAUGCGGUGCUUGCGCAAAACGACAUGUUAUUCAACGGCAAGGACCCAUGCCGAGAUGACUGUCCGAUAAUGGUCAAGAUAGCUGACCUGGGUAAUGCCUGUUGGACAGAUCACCACUAUGCGGACGCCAUACAGACACUGCAGUACAGAUGCGUGGAAACCAUCAUUGGAGCAGAGUACAGUACACCGUGUGAUCUCUGGAGUGUGGCCUGCAUGGCCUUCGAACUUGCAACCGGGGACUUCCUCUUCUACCCACACGCUUGCGAAAACUUCACACGCAGUCAGCACCACCUCGCCCUCUUUGUCCAACUCCUCGGAGAUAUCCCCUAUUACUUUGCUAAGACUGGAAAACAGUAUUCUAAGUAUUUUAACAAAAAAAAACAGAUGAGGUGCCCGGUGGAGAACCGGACGACGAUCUUUCGACUGCUAGUCAAAAAGUACAAGUGGAGUCGUGAGGAAGCGUCCUGUUUCACUCAGUUUCUACUUCCCUUGCUCGUGUACGACCCGGAGAAGAGGGCCUCGGCCUCCCAAAUGCUCCACCACUCCUGGUUCAGU